Bursaphelenchus okinawaensis is the source of this 524-nucleotide messenger RNA. NCBI's taxonomy places the organism in Eukaryota, Metazoa, Nematoda, Chromadorea, Rhabditida, Aphelenchoididae. The record is from the annotation of a GenBank genome assembly.
AUGCAAUUGUGUGAUUUGAAUCAAGCUGCCGUGAACUCCAUGAUGAACAACAUGUGGAAGAAGCGGAGGGAACAGAGAAAGAAAGAAAUUCAAGAGGCCAAAGAAGCCGAUUCGCCGACCAAAAGUGACCCGAACAAGAGUGACCCUGCGGUGAGUUUUGUAAAGAAAGUUUUUGCCAUUUCUUGUUUUGUUAACAAAGUUUCUGCCAUUUCUAGUUUUGUAAAGAAAGUUUUUGCUAUUUUUUGGUUUGUAAAGGAAGUUCUUGCCGGUUUUUGUUUUGUAAAGAAAGUUCUUGGAUUUUUUUUAUUUGUAAAGAAAGUUCUUGCCAGUUUAUAAUUUGUAAAGAAAGUUCUUGCUAUUUUUGUUUUGUGAACAAAUUUCUUGCCGGUUUUCGUUUUGUAAAGAAAGUUCUUGCACUUUCAAUCAUUAUUUGCUUUCAGCCGCAGAUCCAGACUGGAGUGAACAUGAAAUUAUGUUUUGACAAUCCCAAACCCAAUCCUCCACCACCUUCUUCAGCCUCAUAA